UGCGUGCAGAGUGUGAGCGUGCAUAAAUUCACGAACCUUCAAUUUUAUUUGUUUUCUCCAGUGAAAUUCUGUAUCACUAGAUUCGCUACUUUGCCUUGACAGGGAUUUUUCUGCCCUUAUUGUUGGUUAUCACAGCGAAUCUUCACAGAUCAGUGUUGUUCAUCACAGCUGUGUUUUAAUCAUAAUGAGUAACUUUGGCUGGUGUAGAAACAUGCUGGGUCAAAAGCUUACUGAUGAUGAAAUGAGAGUAAUAAAGCACCCAGCAGUGGAGCUCUACACUCAUGUUACCUUCAAGACUAUUCAGGCUGGAGCUCUGUUGGGAAUGGUUGUCAUUGCUCCUGUUUUCCGCCUUGCUGCCGGUCCUCGCACACUAUUGGUUAUCAAAGAAACUGCACUUCGUUAUGGAAGAAAUGGUGCAAUUAUUGGCAUUCCACUGGGUCCUCUUAUGACUUAUGCCAAAGCCACAAGCGGUGAAGGCAUAAAUGAUGAUGGAAUGUUUGAUCGUGCAUACAGAUUAAGGUAUAACCGUAACCAGGUGCGAGUGGACCAAGCCUCCUUCCUUGGAGCCUUGGGAGGUGCUGGUGGGUCCUUGUUGUUGGGGGGCUCAGCCGUGUCUGGAGCCGUAGUGGGCCUGGUAGGAGGAACAGUUGCUAUGGGUGUUUACAACACUGUUGCUGCCGAGAGGCAUGAAUAAGCUAAAAGAUGGAGUACAAAGUGGGGAGUGGACUAACUAAACAAGAUGUGGUGUUUCUAUUUGUAAUUAAUUUGUAUCUACAGAUGGAUUUAAAAAUGACCUCGUGAUCUGUGAUUGUCAGCAGCUUUCAGUUAUACCAUGUUAACAAUGGGGGUGACAGGCCUAUACAACUCCUAUCCACGUGUAAUAGCCGCUUUUGAAGUUUUACUCGAACGAGUAUAUCUUUUAAGGAUCUGCCCCUUUUGUAUGGCAACUAUAGCAGUUUACACAAAGUUUUUAUUUACACACCAAACCAAAACCAUAGUCAUGUCACUAAAAGUUGACAGUUAAUUGUGAUAAUACCUGUGCAUUCUCCGGGGCUAGUCGUUUUGUUAGCAAACAGGACUUUGCGCUCGAUGCUCAACGAGUUUGCCAAGGAGAAAGGUCUCUGAAGAGUUCUUUGGCCGUGACAAAACAAAAGCGCUGGGUCAUACUAGCCACGAACAAUUUAUUAUCCUAGUGACGUCAACUGGCUAAUCGCUGUAAUGGGUGGAGGUGCACCAAUAAAAAAUCGAAGGAAAACAGAGGGGCCUUUUGUUUAUAAUCACUGUAUAAACUUUAUUAAAAAUUAGAGAUAUUACACAUUAUGAGUAUGUAAUAAAUUUCAACCUUGACUAACUAUA
Messenger RNA from Orbicella faveolata, 1356 nucleotides. RefSeq lists its product as uncharacterized. The record is from RefSeq and is a predicted model, not a curated record. NCBI's taxonomy places the organism in Eukaryota, Metazoa, Cnidaria, Anthozoa, Scleractinia, Merulinidae.